AUGCAGAGGCUCACCGUCUCCCCCGCCACGCGGGCCCUGCUGCGCCGCCAGUCAUCCGCCUUUGCGCCGGCACGCCUCCCCGCCUACGCCGCCGCCGUCACGGCGCGCCCAUCGCCCUUUUCGACACAACGGCGGUUACUCGACGCGCAAAAGAGCAACGCCGCGACAGCAGCGUCGCCCUCAGCCAAGCAACAACCAUCCUCCGAAGCUGCUGCUGGCGGCGCAAAGCCCGCCGCCGCUGAGGACAACCCGUUCGAGACAAACUUUGCGGGGCUCGGGCUCAGCAAGAACAUGAAGGUGUUCCUCAUCAUCGUCGUGUCCAUAUUCGGCACCAUGGAGACGUGGAUGUACUGCAAGGCCAUCUGGCGGUGGUGGAACGGCGCGGGCGACGAAAAGGCGGCGGCGCUGCAGGAGUAG
Purpureocillium lilacinum is the source of this 417-nucleotide messenger RNA. RefSeq lists its product as uncharacterized. NCBI's taxonomy places the organism in Eukaryota, Fungi, Ascomycota, Sordariomycetes, Hypocreales, Ophiocordycipitaceae. The record is from RefSeq and is a predicted model, not a curated record.